UUGCUUACACCCAGGAGGUGGAGGUUGCAGUGAACCAAGAUCGCUCCACUGCACUCCAGCCUGGGCGACAGCAAGACUCUGUCUCAAAUAAAAUAAGUAGGGCUUCCUUCUCAGGUCUGGCAAUAUCUGCAGUGGCACCUAGGUGAUUGACCUCAGGAUACCACAAAGGUGACAAAAACAUGUACCCUCCAACUCCUCUCCCAACAAUUCCAAUACACUUGGCAGGAAAGGUAAAGAAUGCUAGGAGUUUACAAUCAACAUUGUCUUAAGAGGUUGUGAAAGUAAAAUAAAUCUUGGGGCCCCAGAAUCACUGAGCUAAAGGGAAAAGUCAAGCUGGAACUGGUUAGGGCAAACUUGCCUCCCAUUCAAAGUUAUCCCUCUACUCACUGAGAUAAAUGCGUAACUGAUUGUCUCCUUUGAUAGGAAUACAACCAUUUGCCUCUUCUCUACCUAUGACCUGGAAGUCCCCUCCCAGCUUUGAGUUGUCCUGCUUUUACAUAUAUUGAUUGAUGUCUCUUGUCUCCCUAAAAUGUAUAAAACCAAGCUGUGCUAGGAUCACCUAGGGCACGUGUCAGGACCUCCUGAGGCUGUGUUACACGAGCAUGCCCUUAACUUUGGCAAAAUAAACUUCCGAAAUUGAGACCUGUCUCAGAUUUUGGGGGUUUACAUGGUACAGCGGGAAAACGUGGCUCUAGGGGCAGAUGUGCCAGGCCACAUAGGGCGUCCAGUAUGUGCUUAGAUUGCAAACUGGGCGCAGAAUAAAGGCUAGUCUUUGGGCUACCUUCGGCAGGUGACGGUGCCUUUCGGACUUAAAUCUUUCGGCGCUCAGCUACUCUCCCCUAGCUCCUCUCCCUUUUUCCCCAGCAGUCUCCCCGGCUAAGGGACGCUCGGUGUUCGGCCACGCCGCCUGUCGCCCGGUAGUAGGACCGGAAGUUGUUAGGGGGAUGGGGACGGCUGUAAUGGGGGGGAAUAUUUGGGGGGGCAAGUCCCUUCUCAGGUGAAGCCGCUGAUGGAGAUGGAGCCGCCGCCGCCACCACCGCCUCUGAGCGCCCGGGUCCUGGCUCCGGCCCGGCGAUUGCCGCCGCCUCAGUGACCUCACUCCCCCCGCACUGGGCCGCCCGGGCCAGAGUGGGGGACCCCUGCCGCCCCGCCUCCCUUUCCCCCAACACCGUCCCCUCUCCCCCACCCUUCACAGCCUGCGCACGCGGAGACGCCUCAGUCUACAUGGGGAGGACAGAGAAGCACAAAGAACAAGAGAAAAGAUGCAUCCAUCUGAGAUCUAAAAGGAGAAAAUGAGAAUCUCUUUAAAAUGGACAUAGAAGACUGCAAUGGCCGCUCCUAUAUGUCUGGUAUGCCUUCUGUGUGUUCUGUUUGUUAGGGGCCGGAAGCAGACACUCUCCGGUAGAGCAGAGAGCCUUCAGCCUAGGCACAUGGCCUCUAAAUGUCCUAGUCACACAGCUAACACUCAUGCUUGGUGACACUUGUUAGUGUGCAAUUAUUUUGGUGAUUUUACAUUCCCUAAAUAGUAAUUCUCUUUUCCAGACUUCUUGAGGGAUAGAGGAAGGGAAUAGGAGGAGAAUGUGAGUGGACAUCAUUAGAAGAAUGAUUUGAAGCAAAUAUAUGGAAAGAAAAUAUGGUUCCUUCUCCUAUGCUCUGAAGUCACCAGCCAAACAUGAAAUUCUGUUCUAUCCAGAUAGAGUGGCACAAGGUUUUAGACCUCAAAGACCUGCAAGGGCCAGUAGGACCAAUGAAGGAAUUAUUGGCAUGCACUAAAGGAGAUAGCAAGAUGGGUCAGAAACACAUAUGAGAGUCAUUGGCAACACCCGGGUAAUGUAAGGUAAGAUGUUGACUCUGACCCCUUUCUUGUUUAAGGAGGGAAGGAGUUGGAAUGGGUAAAGGCAUUCAAUACCUGCUACAUGCUUGACAGAAUGACAGGGAUCAGGUAGACUCAUUUAAUUAGAAGAGACUUUAUUUGAACAAAAGUCACGGCCCUUGUGAGGAGCAAGCCAGUCCUACUACCUCCUCCUUAGUUAAGCCUAUUCAGAAAACCACUACUGUGCAACAAGUACACUCGGGACCCUGUUUAGUGCUGGGGAACACUCGGAUAAAAUCCAGUCCCUGCCAUAAAGCAGGCAAAUAAGAAACUACAAAUCCCGUGGAGCUCUUUUCAGACCUGUUCAUGGAGAAUAUUGGAUGCUCGUGGAAAACUUCUAAGGUGAUUUGCUUCACUGUGCUAUGAAACCAAGCUUUCCCUGCUUUUGGCAGAUUGGCAUUUCCUAGAUAAUAAGUGGCCUCUGCACAGGAUGGUUUUUGAACGGAAGUGGAGGCCAGGAACUCCUCAUCUGUACUCUGAGAAUUCUAGAUGUCAGCAGCUACCUUAGAAAGGGAAAGGGGAAAGUCAAGGUAGGGCUACCAUUAGCUCUGAAAAGUACCCCUCUUAGGACUGGGCAUAGCUGCCCUCAUCACUGACCCCUCUCUCCUGGAAGAGUCAUAUGGAAGCAGAGGGAAAGGCUGCAGCACGCAGCUCCCCUGAAGCACACUGCGGGCCUCCACAGGCCAUCACAGCUCUUCUGCUCCACUACCGGUGACCUUCCUGCAUCUGGCCACUUGAUGAAAAGGGUAUCUCUCUUGCUCUUCCAAGAGAUUUGAAUUCCUCCAGAACCUGAUUCAGAAAAUCCGUCUUUUCUCCCUUUUUCUCUUUUUAAAGGUACAGAUUAUUCCCUUCUGGAACAGGGAAGAGGGGGAGAUAAGCAGGAGUCUAUUUUAUGGCACAGAUAACCACCCCUCCAUUUCCCUACCUUUCAAGCAAAACAGAGUUGCCCAAACCCAGCUGAUGCCAUUAAUCGACUGAGCAGUGAGUUUUCUGAGACUAUGAAAUGCUUAAGAGAACUUUAGUAGAAAGGGAUUCAGGGGUAGGCAGCCCAAAGUUUCAGAGCCCCGCCCACCCCCAAAUUCUUGGAAUCAGAAAAUGUAGUCUUCCAAAGUAGGUCAGUUUGUCAGUGAGCAGCUCCUCUGAAAGGGAAGGGAGCAGAGGCCUUGUCCUGAUAGAGGGUGGAUUCAUCCAGGGCUUUCGGCUGCUGGGGCCCCAGGGGCACAGGAGGGAGGGGAGGUGGGGAGCCUUUUUGCCGCAGAUCUGAAAGGUCUCAGGGCCCUAGAGCAACGCUAGCCUGACACCAGACUGUGCUGGGCCCUCUCGCUGCUGGAAAGGAGGGGGCUGUCAGUCCCCAGAUCUAGAGAGCAACCUUCCUCCUGGAGGAGGAGGGAAAGAGUUUGGUGGGGGAGGGGCUUUCUGCCCAAUCUGAGAGCCUUGAAGCUGUCCGUGUCCUGGGCCCCAUGACCUCUGGGGCCUUGGCUUCCCCAGCUGGCACAGGAUUGGGCCUUCCCUGGGGCCCCCCUUUUCUCCCUCCCACCCGCAGGCCCAUCCAUCUCUCUCUCUCUCUCUCUCUCUCUCUCUCUCCCUCUCUCUUGCACACAGUCUUGCCUCUCUCAGGCAUUUGUUGUGCAGUUCCUCUUUGUCUGCUGGGCACGAGGGCAACGACAUCUGCCUUUCCCUCCCUGUGCACACACCCACCCCCUAUCCCCUUCAAUGUCUUGGAAAAGGGAUGCUGUAGCCUAGCAUCUCCCCCACCAUACACACAUAUACAUUCUCUCCAGCCCCCUCCCCAAGCACAUCCAAGCGUGCUCUCCCCUCUCCCUCUCCCUCUCUCUGUGCCUCUCUCCCUCUCUCUUUCUCUCUCUCUCUCUCACACAUACACACACACACACACUCAACACACAUACACCCUGGGCUGAGCUGCUCUUGCUGGCUGCAGCCGUGGGCCUCUGCUCACCGUGCUGCUGCUGCUGCUGCUGCUGCCUGCGAAAUGACGGCGGGUCCCCUCACUUCCAGGAAUCCACGCUUCCUGGAAGGUGAGUGGCUGGGCUCACCCCUGCCUGCCACUGAGACGCAGACAUGCAUACACCACCCGCACUCCCUCGCCGUUUCCAAGGCGGCGGCCGCGUUCGCACCCCAGGGUCUCACCGGCAAGGGAAGGAUAAUCUGGAGAGGGAUCCCUCAGGAGGGUGUGUUCCGGAUUUCUUGCCUCAGGCCCAAGACUCCAACCAUUUUAUAAUGGAAUCUUUAUUUUGUGAAAGUAGCGGGGACUCAUCUCUGGAGAAGGAGUUCCUUGGGGCCCCAGUGGGGCCCUCGGUGAGCACCCCCAACAGCCAGCACUCUUCUCCCAGCCGCUCACUCAGUGCCAACUCCAUCAAGGUGGAGAUGUACAGCGAUGAGGAGUCGAGCAGACUGCUGGGGCCAGAUGAGCGGCUCCUGGAAAAGGACGACAGUGUGAUUGUGGAAGACUCAUUGUCUGAGCCCUUGGGCUACUGUGAUGGGAGUGGGCCAGAGCCUCAUUCUCCUGGGGGCAUCCGGCUGCCUAAUGGCAAGCUCAAGUGUGACGUCUGCGGCAUGGUCUGCAUUGGACCCAAUGUACUCAUGGUGCACAAGCGCAGCCACACUGGUGAAAGGCCCUUCCACUGCAACCAGUGUGGUGCCUCCUUCACCCAGAAGGGGAACCUGCUGCGCCACAUCAAGCUUCACUCUGGGGAGAAGCCCUUUAAAUGUCCCUUCUGCAACUAUGCCUGCCGCCGGCGUGAUGCACUCACUGGCCACCUCCGCACACACUCAGUCUCAUCUCCCACAGUGGGCAAGCCCUACAAGUGUAACUACUGUGGCCGGAGCUACAAACAGCAGAGUACCCUGGAGGAGCACAAGGAGCGGUGCCAUAACUACCUACAGAGUCUCAGCACUGAAGCCCAAGCUUUGGCUGGCCAGCCAGGUGACGAGAUACGUGACCUGGAGAUGGUGCCAGACUCCAUGCUGCACUCAUCCUCUGAGCGGCCAACUUUCAUUGAUCGUCUGGCCAACAGCCUCACCAAACGCAAGCGUUCCACACCCCAGAAGUUUGUAGGCGAAAAGCAGAUGCGCUUCAGCCUCUCAGACCUCCCCUAUGAUGUGAACUCGGGUGGCUAUGAAAAGGAUGUGGAGUUGGUGGCACACCACAGCCUAGAGCCUGGCUUUGGAGGUUCCCUGGCCUUUGUGGGCGCAGAGCAUCUGCGUCCCCUCCGCCUUCCACCCACCAAUUGCAUCUCAGAACUCACACCUGUCAUCAGCUCUGUCUACACCCAGAUGCAGCCCCUCCCUGGUCGACUGGAGCUUCCAGGAUCCCGAGAAGCAGGUGAGGGACCUGAGGACCUGGCUGAUGGAGGUUCCCUCCUCUACCGGGCCCGAGGCCCCCUGACCGACCCUGGGGCAUCCCCCAGCAAUGGCUGCCAGGACUCCACAGACACAGAAAGCAACCACGAAGAUCGCGUUGCGGGGGUGGUAUCCCUGCCUCAGGGUCCCCCACCCCAGCCACCUCCCACCAUUGUGGUGGGCCGGCACAGUCCUGCCUACGCCAAAGAGGACCCCAAGCCACAGGAGGGGUUACUGCGGGGCACCCCAGGCCCCUCCAAGGAAGUGCUUCGGGUGGUGGGAGAGAGUGGUGAGCCUGUGAAGGCCUUCAAGUGUGAGCACUGCCGUAUCCUCUUCCUGGACCACGUCAUGUUCACUAUCCACAUGGGCUGCCAUGGCUUCAGAGACCCUUUUGAGUGCAACAUCUGUGGUUAUCACAGCCAGGACCGGUACGAAUUCUCCUCCCACAUUGUCCGUGGGGAGCAUAAAGUGGGCUAGCAACCUCUUCCUCUCCCCUCAGUCCACCACUCCACUACCCUGCCUGUAGGCAUCUAUCCCUGUCCCCACCAUUUCCCAAGGAGUUUUCCUUUGUAGCCCCCACUACUGGCUACCUGACCUCACACCUGACCCUGAUCGCUCCUCACCUAUUCUCCUCCUCUAUCCUGACCGAUUUAAGCAUUGUGAUGAAACAGGUCUUUUGCUUAUGUUUUUCCUUUUUCUCUUCUCUUAUCCCAGCAUACAGAGUUAUUUAUUAAUUAGUUGAUUUUUUUGCCUUUUUUUUUUUUUUUUUUUUUUUUUUUACUUAUAUCAGUUGCUUGCCACUCCCUGACCCUCCUGCCCACAGCUCCUUUCCACUUUAAGCCAAUUUUUCUCUUAGAUCUUCCAGCAGCCCCAGGGGUAGGAAGCUCCUCUUAGUACUAAGAGAUUUCAAUCUUCUUGCUUUAAGUCCUCACCUUUUACAUUACCUAAUCCUUCAGUUUUGAUGCUGAUACCUCCCCCUGGUCCUACCUUAGCUCUGUGGCAUUAUGUCUCCUCUCUGGGACUCUUCAACCUGGUACUCCAUACCUCUUGUGCCCUCUCACUUUAGGCAGCUUGCACUAUUCUUGAAUGAAUGAAGAAUUAUUUCCUCAUUUGGAAGUAGGAGGGGCUGAAGAAAUUCUCCCCAGGCACUGUGGGACUGAGGGUCCUCUUGACGUUCCUCUAGUAAUAGGAGUUCUCAAAGCCUACAUUCAGGAUCUCCCUCUAGGGUGUGAUAGAUCUGGUCCCUCUCCUUGAACAACCCUCCACACUGCUCUAGUCCCUUCAACCUAUGGGUCUAUUCAGUGGUGGCUUUUCUCUCCUUGGAGUGCCCCAAUUUUAUAUUCUCAGGGGCCAAGGCCAGGUCUGCAACCCUCUGUCUCUGACACAUUGGGAGCCACAGGUGCCUAAUUAGGAACCAGGACAUGGGAAAGGGGUGGGUCAAAAUUCUUCUCUUUCUCCUUCACCCCUCAAACUUCUUCACUAGUGACCUUCCUAGGCUCUCAGGGGCCCCUCCAGUCCCCAUCCUAUGAGAAACUAGUGGGUUGCUGCCUGAUGACAAGGGGUUGUCUCCGCCCCUCAGUCAUGCUGCCUUCUGCUGCUCCCUCCCAGCAGGAUUCACCCUCUCAUUCCCGGGCUCCUGGGCCCUGUUCUUAGGAUCAGUGGCAGGGAGAAACGGGUAUCUCUUUUCUCUCUUCUAAUUUUCAGUAUAACCAAAAAUUAUCCCAGGAUGAGCAUGGGCAUGUGCCCUUCACCCCAUUCCACCCUUGUUCCAGCAAGAAUGGGAUGGGUACAACUGAACUGGGGUCAUCCUUUACUGUCCCCUUCUGCACUCAGCUCCCAGACACAGGGUAGAGGGGGUACUCCUCCUGGCUACUGCAGAGACCCCUGGCUAUUUGAGUAACCUAGAAUUAGUGAGAAGGGGCAGAAGGAGAUACAACCCCACUGCAAAUGGAGGUCUCUUCCUAUAAGAGUUUUCUGCCCGAGGCCACAGCCAUCCCACUCUCUGCUUCCUUGAGAUUCAAACCAAAGCCUGUUUUUCUAUGUUUAAAGAAAAAAAAAAAAAGUAAAAACCAAACACAACACCUCACAAGUUGUAACUCUUGGUCCUUCUCUCUCUCCUUUUCUCUUUCCUUCCUUCCCCUUUCAUCUUUCUUUCCACAUGUCCUUUCCUAUUGGCUCUUUUGCCUCCUACUUUUCUCACUCCCUAUCAGGGAUAUUUUAGGGGGGAUGGUAAAGGGUGGGCUAAGGAACAGACCCUGGGAUUGGGGCUCCUAAGGGCUCUGAAAGGAGACUACCUUACCUUCUUAUGGGAAGAGAGACCCUAAAAAACUUUCUCCUCUUUGUCCUCCUUUUUCUCCCCGACUAUGAGGUUUCCCCAAGAGAACCAGAUUGGCAGGGAGAAGCAUUGUGGGGUGAUUGUUCCCCCUUGACAAUGUAGCAAUAAAUAGAUGCUGCCAAGGGCAGAGAAUGGGGAGGUUAGCUCAGAGGAGAGUGGUCUCUAGAGAAAGGAAGAAUCCUCAACAGCACCCAGGGGUGCUAGCUCCUUUUUAGAAUGUCAGCAGAGCUGAGAUUAGUUUCUGGGCUUUUCCUGAACUAUUCUGGUUAUUGAGCCCCUUCCUAUUAGAUCUACCCGUCCCACCUCUUCUGUGUCUGCUGUGUAUUUGGUGACACUUCAUAAGGACAAGUCCCUUCUGGGGUAUCAGAGCCUUAGGGUUCCUCCAUCCCCUUCCCCAGUCAGCUGUGGCACCUGUAACCUCCCGGAACAUGAAGGACUAUGCUCUGAGGCUGUACUCUGUGCCCAUGAGAGCAGAGACUGGAAGGGCAAGACCAGGUGCUAAGGAGGGGAGAGGGGGCAUCCUGUCUCUCUCCAGACCAUCACUGCACUUUAACCAGGGUCUUAGGUACAAAAUCCUACUUUUCAGAGCCUUCCAGCUCUGGAACCUCAAACAUCCUCAUGCUCUCUCCCAGCUCCUUUUGCAUAAAAAAAAAAAAGUAAAGAAAAAGAAAAAAAAAAUACACACUGAAACCCACAUGGAGAAAAGAGGUGUUUCCUUUUAUAUUGCUAUUCAAAAUCAAUACCACAAACAAAAAACUUUCUAAAUAGACACUUUUCCAGACCUUUUUUUUUGUGUCAGUGUCCAAGCUGCAGAUAGGAUUUUGUAAUACUUCUGGCAGCUUCUUUCCUUGUGUACAUAAUAUAUAUAUAUAUAUAUAUAUAUAUUUUUAAUCAGAAAUUAUGAAGAACAAAAAGAAAAAAUAAACACAGAAGCAAGUGCAAUACCACCUCUCUUCUCUCUCUCCUAGGGUUUCCUUUGUAGCCUAUGUUUGGUGUCUCUUUUGACCUUUACCCCUUCACCUCCUCCUCUCUUCUUCUGAUUUCCCUUCCCCCCCUUUUUUAAAGAGUUUUUCUCCUUUCUCAAGGGGAGUUAAACUAGCUUUUGAGACUUAUUGCAAAGCAUUUUGUAUAUGUAAUAUAUUGUAAGUAAAUAUUUGUGUAACGGAGAUAUACUACUGUAAGUUUUGUACUGUACUGGCUGAAAGUCUGUUAUAAAUAAACAUGAGUAAUUUAACACC
Molecule: messenger RNA, 8806 nt
Organism: Sapajus apella (tufted capuchin)
Lineage: Eukaryota; Metazoa; Chordata; Mammalia; Primates; Cebidae
Gene: IKZF4
Product: IKAROS family zinc finger 4
Exons: 11
Coding region: 3953-5710 (585 amino acids)
Biological process (GO): regulation of transcription by RNA polymerase II
Molecular function (GO): RNA polymerase II cis-regulatory region sequence-specific DNA binding; DNA-binding transcription factor activity
Source: RefSeq, a predicted model, not a curated record